Molecule: messenger RNA, 1359 nt
Organism: Microsporum canis CBS 113480
Lineage: Eukaryota; Fungi; Ascomycota; Eurotiomycetes; Onygenales; Arthrodermataceae
Exons: 2
Coding region: 1-1359 (452 amino acids)
Biological process (GO): regulation of transcription by RNA polymerase II
Molecular function (GO): protein dimerization activity; RNA polymerase II cis-regulatory region sequence-specific DNA binding; DNA-binding transcription factor activity, RNA polymerase II-specific
Source: RefSeq, a predicted model, not a curated record
AUGGAGCUUGGCCUCUCUGAGUCUGUCCACCAUAUGAAGGAUGCCCUGAUAUCACCGCAAGAUACGCCGCUUGAUUCUGCUCCAGAACGUCCUCCAGGCCCCGCCCUGCUGGAUGAUAGCGAGUCCAACAUGCUAGACAAUCUUUUUACAUCCCUAAAUGCCAGUCAGUUCGAUAACAACGACUUUUGGCUCUCGUUUGGCGACCAGAACGGCGCUGAGCCCGGUAGUAAUUUCAGCUGGCCUGAUCUACCGCCGACCUUUGAGGGAUCUACCACCACCCUGCCGUCGCAACAGUCACAUCACAUUCACUCUGCCAAGCAAUCGAGAGACCUGUCCGCGCCCGAUAGAUCGGGACCCCUGAGCUCAGAUGUCCUGGCUGCGGCACAGAUGCUCUACCAGAACGGGCACCAGAACGUUUCCUCCAUACAGAGCCAGCUAUACACCGAACACGGCCUGUUGGACCACAACAGCAACAACUACCACUACAACAUCCAUGUACAGCAGCAGCACCACCAGAUAGAUACAAAGCUCGGUCGCUACCAUGAUGGGUCCGCCCCGCAGAAGGAAUUUCUUGUUAUACCCAAGGGGAUACACACCAGCACCAUGAUAUUCGACCAUGCCGCACAUCGCUCACCGGCCAACGACCACCAACAGCCCAACACAGGGGCAGCCACCUCAAAGCUGGACACUGGUGUGUUACAGUGGGGAUCUGACUCUGGUUUCGCUCACCAGGGCUAUCGUCUGCCUCCUGGCCAGCCCACGGUCGAAGAGACAACAGAACACCUGCUCCACAACUUAGAGUGCCUAGAAGCCCAGUCCAGCGCAGCGAAUACUCGCCCAUCCAGUCCUAUUCGAAAGCUACAAGACACUCAGUCCCUUGCGGCAUCUCGAAACCCAAAUCCGCCCUCCUAUGAAGACAGGCCGAAGAAACGAAGGAAGAGCAAUAACAGGAUAAAAGAAGAGGACACGGAACUAGUCAGCGCCCUGUCAACGUCUAAAUUUCCAUCUACCGCCACCACUACAUCGUCAUCAACACCAUCCACAAGUACCUUUGUUCGCCCGUCAUCUCGCAAGUCAAAAGCCACCUCCCCCACUGGUAGCAAGGCAACCAUCAAACCGGUGCGAGAGAAUCUAUCCGAAGAGCAGAAGCGAACGAACCAUAUACUUUCCGAGCAAAAACGACGGAACCUGAUCAAGCAAGGGUUUGAUGAUCUGUGCUCCCUGGUACCCGAGCUGAAGGGCGGAGGGUACAGCAAGAGUACUAUGCUGACACAGGCAGGCGACUGGCUGGCCGAUCUACUGGCCGGCAACGAGCUUCUGAAGGCGCAGUUGGCGGACAUCAAGGCCAAGGGGGGAUGA